CUUGUGUCGUCCGUGCAUAUGUAACGCGAGUUGUACGAAUUACCAUAAGAUUCUGCAGCAAUUAUCCAAAAAUCAACAAUAACCAAAUGCGUUCGGAAAUUUAAACUCAAAUGAGAUUGAAACAAUAAUAGUGUGCAAGUCUACGACGCGUAAUCGAGUGCCUUUCCGUGCAAAAUAAUUGUGGAGCGCGUGCAUAUAUACGGGUUCCCGUUGGUUCAGUUCAUAUCACUUUUUCUCGCUUACCUUACUGCUUUACCACUUACGUUUCGUACGUGAAUGUUGUGUAUUGUUAUUGUGCUCGUUUAACGUAAAGCAACAAAGUAGCAGAGCAGCAGCGGAUGCGCUUGCACAGGUCGGUUUCUGUUUUUUUGUAAACGUGAAUGAGUGUGUGGAAUUUUGACAAUUGUUUUUGUCACCCAAAAUCGCUUGUGCCAGCAAGUAAUCAAGUAAUUGUAAUUGUCCAACUAAAACUCUCAUCACUAUCACCAUCAACACGGAGCUGCAAUUUGUCAACAGAAACAACAAAUGCUACUUCUAUAGUUGCCACGAUAAUCAACUCGCUUGGAUACGCCGCACUUUUUAAAGAGCAGUCAGCAACAUGCGAGCCACGCGGCAUUAGCCCCCCCUCUAUUAUAGAAUAAAAUCAACGAAGCUUCGAAUGAAAGACUUGAGACCACAGACGGCAAUGUCGCAGCAGACCUAUUCAGCACAUCCAGCGCUGGCAGCGGAACCACUGGAGGCCUGCAGUCGACAAUACGCGCCGGCGACGAAAUCAGUAACCCCAGUAGGGACGGGACGGGAAACGAGUAGGCGGCAUACAAAGGCCACACCCAAAAAGUUCACAGCGAGCAGAAAUUGUGCGACCCAUGGGCAAAUGUCCAGUCCAGACAAAGACAACUGCUCCUUGUCGUCCGCCUCAUCCUCUGCCGCCGCCGCCGCCUGCACACGGAAAACGCAACCGGUGCGAACAAAUUAUGCGGCCGUCGAUGAUGACGAUACCAUCGACGAAGAUGAUGUGGAUGAUGUGAACUUUGGAAAGAUUGAGAACGGUGAUGAUGAGACUAAGAUAAUUAGAAAUAUAACCAAAGACUGUGUAAGCAUCACACAACAGCAACUACAACGACAAGCCACGGAAACGACAGCAAGCGCCGCCGCUGAUGCCUCCGUAGAUGAAACGGAUCAUGUGCAGCAGCGUUUAAAGCGGCACACGACAUCAACGCACAAGACGUCAAAUAAUCACCAUCAGCUGGAUGGAGGAGGCGGUGGCGGUGGCGGUGGCGUUGGAGGACGCGUUGGCUCCAUCAGCGACCUGAGCAGCGUCCGCAGUUCGCCCUCAGCGAGCACCGUUUCCUCGCCGUUGUCGACACCCACGCGCGGGGCGCCUAUUCAGUUCCAGCACAGUCACCAGCACUGCUGUCAGAAGGGAGCAACAGCGCUGGGGGCUGAGUCGAGAACGCGGCAGCAUCUUCACCAGCCACACCAUCACAGUCAUGUUGCACACCAACACCAGCAUCAUCAUCAGCACCAGCACCAGCAUCAUCAUCACCAACAUCACACGGCGGCAUGUGGCGGCGGUUCUAGUAACCCGACGUCCAGUGGGAUCUGCAAAAACAAAAAAUUGGAUCCGCGCUUUAACCCCUCGCCGUAUCGCCAGCUAUUGCCCAUUACGUUGUGCCUGCUCUCGUUUGCGACAGUCUUUACCAUACUGAUACUUUACAUGGAUACGACAGAAAUACGCCAUCAACAAUUCCGCCUGAACAUGUCGCGCGACUACGAACUGAGCAGCGUUUCGCAAGAUGAUCCCGCACUCAUAGCAUUCCUGCGCCAAAUCCACAUGCGCAAAUAUCCCAUGCAUCCGGGGAAGGGCACGCCGGGUGUGAAGGCUACCCCCGCCGGUAGCUUCGGCCUGGAAUCACAGUCUGGCAAUAGCAGCGGCACCGAUGGCCUUGCCCCCGCAAUGGCCCACUAUGUGUCGGAUUUGGUGGGCGGCAAGCUAAAUGGUGCUGUCAUACAAUCGCUUACUGGACCGCUGGCCCACUUGAUUACGGCGCCCUGGUUCAGCGAACAAUUGGAUUGGAUGGGCGUGCUAGUAGAGCCGGAGCCGCGCUGGUAUUUUACAUUGCGCAAACAGAAUGCGCAACGCGCUCACAUGCAAGUGGUACACGCGUGCGUCUCGCCGAACACUUAUCCCAAAGAGAUUACCAUACACAAUGAGGAUGUGCGCAUCAAUAGUCUGCACGAUGAGGAGACCUCGUGGUUCAAUUCGCGUGUCAAAUGCUUUCCGCUCUACACAAUCAUGCUGGCAUGUGAGCGCACCGAAUACGAUUUGCUCAGUCUGGGCGUGCAGGGGCAUGAGCUGGAGAUCUUGCAAACGCUGCCUUUUGACAAAAUCAGAAUCGACAUCAUCUCGAUACAUUUGCUUGAGGAUCACGAGGAUGUGCACGACUACGUGCAGAGCAUAACGAAGUUCCUGGCGGGGAAAUCCUAUAAAUUACAACGCAAGUUCGGUCGCAACUAUUUCUAUCAGCGCCUCAAUGCGGCAAGUCGUACGCGCAAAAAAGAUAUUCUCCUCCUCAAGACGCCCUAGGGAGCCAGACACAGCGACCGAGACGGAGAAAGCCGGAGAAAGGCAACGACAACAAUAAUAAGAGAAGCAUCUGAAACAACGAAGAUGAGGCAGCACACUGACUAAAGAAAAUUAGUGAAGACACGCGUUAACUGUUAUAAAAUGAUACUAAACUAAACUAAAUACUUAAAAUUAAAAACAAAAAUUGAAAAACUAUCGGCGAACAAAAAGUACAGCAACAAAAAUUUAAUAACUUUACACUAAAAAAAACAAAACCAACAAUCGCGAGCAACGUUUAUGUUAAUGAUAAUUAUUAUAUAUAAAAGCUAUAUAUAUAUAUAUAUAACGCAUAACGAUAUAUACAUAUAAAUAUGAACAUAUAUAUUGUA
Scaptodrosophila lebanonensis is the source of this 2955-nucleotide messenger RNA. RefSeq names its product protein Star (gene S). The record is from RefSeq and is a predicted model, not a curated record. The transcript is spliced from 6 exons. The coding region runs from base 659 to 2587 and encodes 642 amino acids. Lineage: Eukaryota; Metazoa; Arthropoda; Insecta; Diptera; Drosophilidae.